GGGCCCUAUCCCUACGAGACCCUGAAGAAGUGGGUCUCCCUCACCAGCUUCGUCAGCGAAGCGGCGAUGAAGAAGCUGCAGCCGGAGAGCGGGCAGAUCUGCGCCUUCUCGGAGGUGCUGCCGGUCGUGGCCGGGAGGCAUACCAGAGACCGGGCGGAGCAGCGCCUGCCCCGCUUCGACGCCGAGUGCCGGAGCUACGCCGAGGGCCUGGCGCGGCUGCCCCAGAUGAAGCCGAAAGCCGGCACCGAGAUCAGGUUCACGGAGCUGCCGAAGCAGAUGUACCCCGAUGGUGCUACUCCGGAGGAGAUAACCAGGCACAGCAUGGAUCUCAGCUACGCUCUGGAGAAGGUGAUUAGCCAGCGAUACGCCAGCCAGCCUCUGGAUCUGCUUGCUGAGUUGCAGUUUGCUUUCAUCUGCUUCCUGAUCGGGAAUGUGUAUGAUGCAUUUGAGCACUGGAAAAGACUCUUAAACAUCCUGUGCCGAUCUGAAGAUGCCAUCGGGAAGUAUCAAGACCUUUACAUCAAUCUCAUUUCUGUGCUGUAUCACCAGCUCAAUGAAAUCCCAGCUGAUUUUUUUGUGGACAUUAUCUCCCAGGACAACUUUUUAACCAGCACCUUACAGGUGUUUUUUUCCUGCACGUGCAGUGGUGCUGUUGAUGGGACCCUAAAGAAAAAGGCUGAAAAAUUCAAGGCUCAUCUAACGAAGAAAUUUAAAUGGGACUUUGAGGCAGAGCCUGAUGACUGCGCUCCUGUAGUGGUAGAACUUCCUGAGGGCGUGCAGGUGGACUAA
Fulmarus glacialis (Northern fulmar) is the source of this 789-nucleotide messenger RNA. It is a transcript of the gene AAR2, whose product is annotated as AAR2 splicing factor homolog (S. cerevisiae). The record is from RefSeq and is a predicted model, not a curated record. The transcript is spliced from 3 exons. The annotation marks the transcript as partial. NCBI's taxonomy places the organism in Eukaryota, Metazoa, Chordata, Aves, Procellariiformes, Procellariidae. Gene Ontology annotation, biological process: spliceosomal tri-snRNP complex assembly.